CUUUCUAGAUUAUAAAGCUUUUUACGUCGUGUGUACUUGUGAUUUUUUAGUAGUUGUAUGUGUUGCAGAUAGUAGUUUGGUGUUUUAUAUAUUUUCAAAGGGUCAUUGAUCUACGCUUAUGUCGGCUAACGACACAUUUGCCCCGUAAUUCAGCUGGAUUUUCUGUGGUUGUGACAUAUAUUUAUUUUUGUAUGUAUAAAGACGUAAGUGCUAAAAUGGAAACUGGAAGCUCAGUUAGUGACAGUCUUGAGGACCUGGAUCUUUCCUCAGAAUCUGUUAGUAUCUGUGAUGCUCAGACAAAAGGCACAAAGCGAAGUAAACAGCUAGUAACUGGGCCCCAGCCACCAAAGAGACCCAGGCGUAAUGCUGCAUUGAGGGUGACAUCCAGCCCUAGUAGCAGCCCCAUCCCAAGCCCUCCUGACCCCUCCCAGCAGCAGCAAUCUCCCUCCCAGGGGGUAUCCAGAAAGAUCUCCUUUAGACGUAUGAAGAGCGUGACCGAGGAGAGCCAGGGGAUCAGUGCGAAGGAUAUCUAUGAUGCUGUGUGCUCUGGAAAAAGUGCCAUGGUGACGGUGGUGGAGGAGUGGUUGUGCAGCUACAAACAGAGCCGAGAAGCAGGCUUGCUGGUGCUCAUCAACUUCAUUGUUCAAUGCUGCGGAUGUAAAGGUGUGGUGAGCAGAGAUAUGUUUGAAAGCAUGGAGAACGCUGACAUUAUCAGCAAACUAACAAAGGAGUUCAAUGAGGAUUCUGUGAACUACCCUCUGAGCACCCCCGGUCCUCAGGUGAAGCGUUUCAAAGCCGGUCUGUGUGAGUUUAUUCGGGUCCUGGUGCGCUCAUGUCGCAAUAGUUUUGUUUACGACGAAUUUCUCUUCCACACCCUGCUGGCUCUGCUCACCGGCCUGUCGGACUCCCAGGUCAGAGCCUUCAGACACACCAGUACCUUUCUGGCCAUGAAGCUGAUGACAGGGUUGGUGGACCUGGCGGUGGCAGUAUCAGGUCAGCUGCAGACCACCCAGCGGCAAUGCGACACAGAGAACAGCAAGGGACCACAUGAGCAAGCCUCUGACAGGCUGCAGGAGCUGAAGGCCUCCAUCAGAGAGCUGCAGGAGAACAGAGAGGAGCUCUCCUUCAUGAUCAACGCCACCUUCCGUGGCGUCUUUGUGCACCGCUACCGCGACCGGCUGCCAGACAUUCGUGUGACCUGUAUUGAGGAGUUGGGGGUUUGGUUGAAAACGGACCCUGAAAACUUCCUCAAUGAUGGAUGCUUGAAAUAUUUGGGAUGGACCUUACAUGACAAGCAAAGUCCAGUGCGUCUGCAGUCUGUGCGUGCCCUGCAGGGUCUGUACCAGGAGAAGGAGUUCAUUGGCCGCCUGGAGCUUUUCACCAGCAGAUUUAAAGAGAGGAUUCUCAGCAUGGUGCUGGACAAAGACCCAGACGUGGCAGUGGAAGUGGUCAAUCUGUUGCUCAUGAUCCAACUCAGCACAGAGGAAGGCUUGAAAGAGGAGGAGUGCGGCCACAUGUAUCCCGUGGUUUACACAUCACACCGAGGCCUGGCAUCUGCAGCCGGUGCCUUCCUCUACAACAAGCUGAAAUGUGUGAUUACUGCUAACAACCAGGAGGAUGAUAACAGCAGCAACGCAGCCUUUUUGCAGAUACUCAUAUCCUUCUACAUCCAGAGUGAGUUUCAUGAGCAUGGUGCAUACCUGGUGGACAGUCUGUGGACUGUGGCGGGGUCUGAGCUGAGAGACUGGGACGUCAUGACAGCUUUACUGCUGCAGGAUUCUGGUCUUAUGUAUGAGGAGGAGGGGGCGCUCUUAGAGAUUAUGGUGUGCUCCAUCCGACAAGCAGCAGAGGCAACUCCACCAGUUGGGAGAAUUCAGAGCAAGAAGAUCCUGAGUAUGAAGCACAAGAAAAUUCAGGAGCAAGACAGGACUCGCAUUACCACACAUUUCAUCCCUAUACUACCACAGCUGCUUUCCAAGUACUCAGCUGAUGCAGAGAAGGUGGUCCUUCUCCUCAGACUUCCUCUUUACUAUGAUCUGGACAUGUACAGCAGCACUCAGUGGCUUGAAAAGCAUUUCGACCUGCUGCUGUCCCAGAUUUGUAGCAUCGUGAAAAAGCACACGGAUGCGGCCGUGCUGCAGGCCUGCGCCCGACUGGCCAGCACUCUCUGCUCAGACUGCUACACCUUCUCCUCCCGUGCACACCUGGCAUUCGGUCAGCUGUUGGAUGACCUGACUGAAUGCUUCAACACCUACCUAAGUGACUUACUGGAGGGUACAGCAGAUGAGGAUGGAGUAUACAAUGCAGCUACAGCCUUGAAAAGGAUUGCUGCCUUGAGCAGUGCCAAGGACCCGACUGGAUGGCAGCUGUUUGAUUCCUGUCUUGAGUUGCUGAAAAGCAGGAUAGAAUCCUUGGAUUUUGACACGGAGCUCAUGGUGGCGGCUCUGAAGUGUGCAGCUUUUCACCUCAUGUGGGCAAAAGUGAAUGCAGUCAACAUCAAAGCAGCUGAGGCUGAUUUAAAGCGUCUGAAGAAGGAGGUCCGCUUGUUCUGCAGAAUCUGUCAGACUUGUUUGUGUCUGGACCAGACCAAGAUAAGGGAUCAGGCAUUUGAGGUGCUAUGUGACCUGCUGCUGCUGUACAGCGCGGCUUCAGUCCGCGGCGAGCCUGUCCUCCAAACGCUGGUCCACCUGCCGUCCGAUUCUCUGCGCGCUGAGUUGGCAUCUUUUCUCCUGGACUUCGUCUUCACCGACUCAGAAAACAUCGAACUUGAUGAUGAAGGUUUGGAAAAUAAGGUGGCUCUUCUUCAGAAGAAACGCAACCAGCUGGGUGGCUACUGUAAGCUGGUCAUCUACGGUGUCCUGGACCUCAGUGCUGCAACCAAUGUCUUCAAGCACUAUAGCAAGUACUUUAAAGACUUUGGAGACAUCAUAAAGGAGACUGUGAGCAAGAGCAAGCUCAUCAACCCCAUACAGAGUGCCAAGAUUGUCUGCUUGAGCCUGCAGCAGCUGUUCUCCGAGAUGCUUACAGAGGGCCACAACCAGCAGGAUUUCACCGAGAUGAGAGAGUUGGCCAGGAGGCUUGCCAUGAGCUUUGGCGUCGAUCUCCAUCGAGCCCGCAAACAACUGGUGGUCCUACACCUGGACGGUAUCCGUUUUGCAUUUCACGUGGGGCAGGAAGGAGAGGAGGAGCAUCCAAACUUGGCCUUCUUAGAAAUCCUCAGCGAGUUCAGUUUCAAGUUGCUUCCUCAGGACCGCGCCCAACUAGCUGACUUUGUGAAAUCUAAGUGUCCCCGUGCUGCCCUCUCCUGGCCAUCUGUUAAACUGUAUCAGCGUUCUUUGGAGUCUCGCUCAUCCAAAUACAAAGAGCCAGAGCAGGGAGGCGAAGCCGUCUCCUUCCUUGACACUCCUGUAGCCAAACGCAAGAAGACCACAGCUCCAGAUUCAGCGUCUAGCACUACCAGAGCGUCGUUGUUGGGGACCAGCAGUAUCCAGAGCCACCUUCACACUCCAGCCCUCACCUCGACUGCCCUGAGACAGACAACCAAACAGCCAGCUGCCAAGAAGCCCACAGCCACAGUGUCAGAGAGUGGGAGUGGCCUGACUGAGCUGGAGUCAGAAGAUGAGUUCUCCUCAGAUUCACACAUGCGGAAGGUAAAGCCAACCAAACAAGGAAAAGCUUCUUCUCUGCAGACUGCUACACAGCAAGAUCUGGACUCUCACCUGACUUUGCUUUCCCUGAUUGAGGAUGACAUUUCAGAAAGAGCUGAAGGCGACAGUUCAGAAGGCAGGGAGCCGGAGAUCGAAGAUUACGAAAGUGACAAAGACAAUGACUACACACUGCCAUCAACACGUCACACCUCAGCCAGCAUCCUUGAUGAGCUCUUUGACUGAGAUCAGUUUGAGAUCAUCUCAGCGUUUCUGCAUUUUCAGUCUGCAGCAAACCUUUCUGUGUAAACAAAUAUUUAAACCAUAUAUUCUUCUAAAUUUGUUCAUCUGUUGUGUUGAAUUUUGUAACUUUGAUUAUUAUAUUAUUUAAAAUGUGGCAAAGGUUCAGACUACAUUUUGUUCAGUUUAUGGGAAACCAUUUUGUGGUUGCUGUCACCUUUUUGUGUUUGGCCCUUAUGGUAAAUAAAAUAUGCCUAAUGUUUCAAA
Messenger RNA from Girardinichthys multiradiatus, 4151 nucleotides. It is a transcript of the gene stag3, whose product is annotated as cohesin subunit SA-2. The record is from RefSeq and is a predicted model, not a curated record. The transcript is spliced from 32 exons. Gene Ontology annotation, biological process: sister chromatid cohesion. Gene Ontology annotation, cellular component: chromatin; nucleus; cohesin complex. Gene Ontology annotation, molecular function: chromatin binding. The coding region runs from base 192 to 3890 and encodes 1232 amino acids. Lineage: Eukaryota; Metazoa; Chordata; Actinopteri; Cyprinodontiformes; Goodeidae.